Messenger RNA from Malaclemys terrapin pileata, 2558 nucleotides. It is a transcript of the gene CREB3L4, whose product is annotated as cAMP responsive element binding protein 3 like 4. NCBI's taxonomy places the organism in Eukaryota, Metazoa, Chordata, Testudines, Emydidae. The coding region runs from base 89 to 1318 and encodes 409 amino acids. The record is from RefSeq and is a predicted model, not a curated record. Gene Ontology annotation, biological process: regulation of transcription by RNA polymerase II. Gene Ontology annotation, molecular function: RNA polymerase II cis-regulatory region sequence-specific DNA binding; DNA-binding transcription factor activity, RNA polymerase II-specific. The transcript is spliced from 10 exons. Gene Ontology annotation, cellular component: nucleus.
CGGAGAUCCUGGUCUGAAGCAAAAGGCUUUAGUGUUAGGUGCCACCCGUCUGGCUGGGUAACAACCUGCUCCCUGCAACAAGGCGAAGAUGGAGGAGCCCGGCAGCCCCGCACUCCAGGCUGUUCUCUUCGAGCCGUUCCCCACCAGCACCAUACCGAGCCCAGAUCCCCCCUUCGCCCUCUCAGAGCAGGCUCCCGCCCUGGAGAAGGGCUUUGAGGAGUGGGCCGUCAGCGGGGGCAGCGGGCUGAACGACAGUGAGCCCGAGGACUUCCUCAACGUGCUCAUCGACCCCAACGAGGUGUACAGCCCGGGCAGCAACAGUGGCAUCUCGGACGAGCCCAGCUCGGCCAGCCCCCAGCCCAGCGAGGGGGCCCCCGCCGCCUUCUGUGACCAGAGCGCCCCCCUCCACAGCGACGUGGUCUCCAUCCAGCUGGGUGACUGGUCGUCCCCUCUGCUGAUCCCCGACGCCUGCAUCGUGAAUGAGCUGCCGUCUGCACCCCCGUCCGCCCUGGCCAGGCCUGGCACCGUGCCCAUGGUGGUGAGCGCUGGGGACAUGCAGGCAGCUGUGGCCCUGCAGCUGCAGUUCCCGGAUCUGUUCCUGACGGACGAGGAGAAGCGGCUGCUCUCGCAAGAGGGGGUGUCCCUGCCCCGUAACCUGCCCCUCACCAAGGCCGAGGAGCGGCUCCUGAAGAAGGUGCGGAGGAAGAUCCGGAACAAGCAGUCGGCCCAGGACAGCCGGCGGCGGAAGAAGGAAUACGUCGACGGGCUGGAGAACCGGGUGGCAGCAUGUUCAGCCCAGAACCAGCAGCUGCAGAAGAAGGUGCAGGAGCUGGAGAAACACAAUUUGUCCCUGCUGGGCCAGCUGCGAAAGCUGCAAGCGCUGAUCAAACCCACGUCCAGCAAGGCAGCACAGACCAGCACCUGCGUCCUGAUCCUGAUCUUCUCCCUGGGACUCAUCAUCUUCCCCAGCUACAGCCCCCUGCGCAGGGGGGCGCGGGGCAGCCAGGACGGCUACCAGCCCACCGGAGUGAUCUCCAGGAACAUCCUGAACCAGGGGGAGUUCUCAGAACUGGCCGAAGCCCCCGGCACCCAGGAGCCACUGACCCCAGAGCCUGAACCACCCGUGGGGGAGCAGCUGGGGCCUGAGGCCGCGGCGGAGGAUGGAGUGGAAGGGGCAGACGGGAGCCAGAAGAAGGGCACAAACACGUCCGCUCAGACCCAGCUGGAGCAGCCGGUGGCUCCCAUGGGGCUGCCCCAGGGGAACGGACCCGGAGCCAGCAGGGACGCAGCUAAGUCAGUCCAUGCCGACGAGAUGUGAGGGGCAGCAGGGACCAGACUGGCCGGAGAGCUGCUUUCCCAGGGCUGGCUCGGGGACGGGGGGCACAGCAUCUCCAGGGGCCCCCUGGGGCACUUGCCGAACCCCCUCUCCCCACGCUGGUGUCAGUGCUGGCAUGAGGGGCCGGGCGAGGGAGCCAGCCCCAGCUCUCAUGCCCUGGCCAGCCUGGCUCGCUCCCCGGUCUCUGUGCAGCUGGGACAUCCCCCUCUGGUGCCUCCUGCCGAGUCAACUCCGGGGCCUUGCUGGGGCACCUGGCAUGGCAAUAAAUCCCUUCCCUCCCCUGUGGGGCACUGCCAGGCCAGGAACAAGGGGGGCCGCAUGCCGCUCCUCAGCUGUGCUCUGAAUGGCCCAGAGCUCCCUCCCCGACCCCCAGCCCCUGGGUCACACCAGGCUCCCCACGCAGGGCAGAGCAGCCUAGCCCACUGCUUCCCUGGGACGGGCAAAGUGCUCUCAGGAGCCACGCUGCACCUGUGCCUGCCCCACACCGCCCUUAAAACACGGGGGGCUCUGAGGCCAGGUAGCCCCGGGCAAGCGGGCCAGCUCAUCGGAUCACCUACAGGGCUCGGAUCGAGCCACCCACGCCCUUUCCUGGGCUACCUGAGAGAGUCCCCAGCCAGUGCUGGGCUGCGGGAUCCCAGCCGCUCCUGCCCUCGGCGCUGCUGGGUUGUCCCCGGCCCUGGAGGUCCUGCUCCGCACGGACCCUUUGGAAUCAGUCCCGGCUGCCUUACUGGGGGCAUCUCCCUCUGCCAUGAGGUUUGUAGCAAGCCUGGGAAGACAGGAGGCUUCUGACACCUUCAGCCCUUGUCUAGAUUGUACCGAGCACAACACGUCUUCCGUUCGUCUCGUACCCUGGCCUUCCUCCUCCACGUGCGGCCAGGUCUUUUCACGCUAACAUCUUCCCAGCUCUUUGGAGGUCGGCCGUGGUCAUUUCAGUUCCCGCGGGGACCGCUGGGCGACAGCUGCAAUCCAUCGAUUGUCAGUGAGACUCACUAGAUGCUCAUCGCCUGUGACGAACUGGGCCUGUUCUCACUGUGGUCUGUGAAUGCUGACAGGGGAGUGUGCUGGGCUAGUCUGCAUUGUAGGAUGGGAUCUGCCCGAGGGCGCAUACCUGAGUGUGUAACAUGAGAACCCAGGAAGGGGUUGAAGGGGAGGCGACUCCUUAGCCCGGGAAACUGAACAAAGGCUGUGGGAGGGGUCGCGGAAAGCAGAGGGCUGGAAGCAG